This is a messenger RNA of Belonocnema kinseyi, 444 nucleotides long. RefSeq names its product protein MNN4-like. The transcript is spliced from 4 exons. The record is from RefSeq and is a predicted model, not a curated record. Lineage: Eukaryota; Metazoa; Arthropoda; Insecta; Hymenoptera; Cynipidae. The coding region runs from base 1 to 444 and encodes 147 amino acids.
AUGGGAGGAGAAAAGGAAGGAGAAGAAACAGAAGCAGGAGUAGAAGAAGAAGAUGAGAAGGAGGAGGAGGAAAAGAAGGAGAAGCAGAAGAAAGAAAAGAAAAAAUACGAGAAAAAGAAGGAGGAGGAAGUGGAGAAAAGGGAGAAGAAGGAGGAUCAGGAGAAGAAGAAGAUGAGAAGGAUGAGGAGAAUGAGGAGGAAGAGAAGGAGAAAAAAAGGAGGUGAGGAGGAAGAAAAAGAAAAGGGAGAAGAAGGAGGAGAAGAAGAAAAAGGAAUAGGGGAAGGGGUAGAAGGAGGAGAAAAAGAAGAAGCAGCAAAAGAAGAAUAUGAGAAGGAGAAUGACGAGGAGAAGUGGAAGGAGGAAGAGAAGGAGGAGGAGGGAGAAGAAGAUAGAAAGACAGGACGAGGAGAGGAGAAGGGAGAAAAGAAGAAGAAGGAGGAGUAG